UUAAUUUCGACAAAUCAAUGGCGAUUGGGGACGCGCACUGUGUUGACACUCCUCCAUGCUGACCUCGUGCUUCUCAUCAUGGAUGAAAGCAGUUUGGAAGCAGCCAUAGAGACGUAUACUGCCCAGCUUCGACAGGUGGAAUCUGCCUUAAGGGCCGGACCGGACUCUUCCCAGCAUUCGGAUCUCGUGAAGCUGAAAGAAGAUUUGCAGCAGCUGAUCGAGCUCACUGAGUCUACUUUAGUAUCAGUGAAGAAAAGCCAGCUUCUUGCCAGCCUUGAAGAGCCCAACGCACAGCAGAGUGGAGCCUUAGCAGAGAGAACUGUGGGCAGCAGUCUGGAUGAUGAGUUUGCUGCUUUUUAUGCCGAAGUUGGUGACGCUGGUGCUACGUCAGGCCGUGUCAAUGAGCCUUUUCCUACUGAAGUAGCUUCCUCUUCUAGUCCUGCUAAGACUAGCAGCAUUGGUGAUGAUACAGAGGAAGAGGCUGAAAAGGAUCUUCUGGAUGAAGGUGAGGAGGAAAAUGAGGAAGAUGGAGAGAUGAUGAGCGGCAUGAGGGUCCGAGCACCGUACCGCACCCCCUGGGGAACGCUUGAGUAUCAUAAUGCUAUGAUUGUGGGGACAGAGUAUGUGGAGGGGGCUGAGCCACAUGUCAGGGUGCUGUAUGUCCACCCAACCCAGAAAUCCAUGAAACCCUGUCCAUUUUUCCUUGAGGACAAAUGUCGCUUCAUGGAGGACUGCAGGUUUUCCCAUGGAGAGGUGGUAGCUGUGUCAGAGCUCAGGGACUUCCAGGAGUCAGAUGUUAGUAAACUUCAAGAAGGCUCAUCUUGUUUAGCCAGACAUGAUGAUGGCAUCUGGUAUCCAGCCAAAAUAACUGAAAUUGACAGUGGUUAUUACACUGUGAAGUUUGACUCACUGCUACAGAAGGAUUUGGUGGUAGAGGCAGAUGGGAUUAUCCCACCAUUGAGAGAUGAUGACCCACGGUCUUCAGAAUCUGAAGAUGAUGAUGUAGAAUGUUCUGCCUUUGCUAAAGUUGUAGAUUCUACAGAAACAGAAGCAUGGGCUUCUACUUACAAUUCUGGAUUUGGAGAAUGGGAGGCACAUACACGAGGCAUUGGCUCCAAACUAAUGGCCAAAAUGGGUUAUGAAUUUGGAAAAGGUUUGGGCCGGAAUGGGGAGGGCCGUGUGGAGCCAGUUCUGGCUGUUGUUCUCCCGAAAGGAAAGUCCUUGGACCAGUGUGUUGAGAUAAUUCAGAGAAAGGCACUUGGCAAAGGUGCAAAAGAGGGCCCAGUGAAGCGCAGGAAGAAAACCACCAAGGGGGCAGCCACUAUCCAGGGCCGCAGGGACGUGUUUGAUUUUCUGAACAGCAAGCUGGGUGACAGGGAGCGCGAUGUGCCGACUGCUGGCCACGCUAUUGGUCCAGAGCGGAGUAGCAAAGAGACCUACAAUGGGGGAAGGUCCACCAAGCGCUCCAUCAAUGUCAGGCUGUUCCAGACCUCUGAGAGGGUGGCUCAGACAGAAAGGGAGAUUGAGAGGAUUACAGAGUCCCUCAACAGACAAGUGGGCAGAGAUAAGGCCGUGAUCAGCCACCUGGAGGAGAAGCUCUCCGCAGCCAGGAAGCAGUUGACCCAGCUGAAGGCCCAGGAACGCAGUAUCCAGGCAGAGCAGAAGAAGGCAAACACACACAAGAAAAUGACUGAGUUCUGACCAAGUCCUCAUCAGGCUUUGACCUGUCUGUUCCACUUGCUUGUGCUGUUUCAUCCUUUAAUUUUAAUGUGU
Molecule: messenger RNA, 1773 nt
Organism: Scleropages formosus (Asian bonytongue)
Lineage: Eukaryota; Metazoa; Chordata; Actinopteri; Osteoglossiformes; Osteoglossidae
Gene: zgpat
Product: zinc finger, CCCH-type with G patch domain
Exons: 7
Coding region: 79-1701 (540 amino acids)
Biological process (GO): negative regulation of transcription by RNA polymerase II
Cellular component (GO): nucleus
Molecular function (GO): DNA-binding transcription repressor activity, RNA polymerase II-specific; RNA polymerase II cis-regulatory region sequence-specific DNA binding; metal ion binding
Source: RefSeq, a predicted model, not a curated record